AUGACCGACUAUCUUACCGCACUCGUACAGAUCAUCGCCUCCAAUGUGAAGACUCUACAGAGCGCGUAUGCAAAGAACGGGAGCAGUUACCCUUCGCUAGACGAGCCACUAGAUCCGACUCAAGCAGCGGAAAUAGCUGCCAACAAGGAUGUCCAAGAAAAUAUUCGGUUGAUCGUCGCGGCUGCAACCCAACUUGUAGCAUCUGUUCGGUCCCCGUUCGAUGUCUUGGGGGAGCAAGCGACUGGCAUGUACAACACAGUCACACUCUCGUUCGUGAACGAUCACAAUGUAGCCGACUUGCUGAAAGAGGCCGGUCCCCAGGGGCUCGAUGCCAAAGAAAUUGGCAGGAAGAUCGGCGUCGAUGGUGUUUACGUCGCUCAGUGCCUCCGCUACCUAGCCACCCGGCACAUAUUCCGCGAAGUUAAGCCCAAUGUCUUUGCAAACAACCGACUAUCGUUUGCUCUCGUCAAGAGCAAACCCUUCAAAGAGAUUGAAUCUGAUACAAUAACGAAAUAUGACGACGCACCUAUCUCUGCUUUCGUCGGCCACGUGACGGAUGAAGGGCUCAUCGGCAGUCAGAGCUUCAUCGAGUUCAUGAGACACCCGAAGGGCUAUUCUUCGCCACUUAGCAUGGCCCUUCAAGAACGUACUAGCAUGUUUGAAUGGUAUGCACAACCGGCGCAGACAUGGCGAGCGCGUCGGUUUGCCACAGCCAUGAAGGCGCCGGCUACACUGCGGGGGCAGGGGGCGUAUGCUUCAGCACUAGACUGGAAUGCCCUUCCAAGUGGAAGUACGAUUGUCGAUGUGGGAGCUAGUACGGGUGUAGUCACUAUGGAAAUAGCACGCUCUGCACCGCAGCACAAGUAUGUCCUACAUGAUUUGGAAGGGGGCAUUGCGGCAGCGCAACGGCACUGGGCAAAGGAAUGGCCAGAAGCCAUUGAUAACGGGAUUGUGGCACUAGAAGUCCAUAGUUUCUUUGACCCCAUGCCCGUUCAGGCGGAUGUCUAUUUCAUGCGGGCCAUCAUCCACGAUUGGCCAGAAGCGGAAUGUCGCAAAAUUCUGGGACAUUUGAACGCAGCGGCGAAGUCUACUUCGAAACUCGUCCUCUUCGAGAUGAUGGCUCUUCAUGCAUGCGCGGAUGACCUUGUUGGCAGCAACAAUGCGCCAUAUCCUCUACUUGCGAACCUUGGAAUCGCUGGGGCAGGUUUUGUCACCAUGAUCGAUAUGCAUAUGAUAUCGCUACUCAAUGGCCGAGAACGGACUGCGAGAGAGUACGAAGAAUUGGGUAGGCAGACUGGUUGGAAACUUGAGACAGUGAAACCAGGUCUUGUGCCGGCCUUCAUCUUCAGCAAGGCAGUGGAAUAG
This is a messenger RNA of Pleurotus ostreatus (oyster mushroom), 1365 nucleotides long. RefSeq lists its product as uncharacterized. The coding region runs from base 1 to 1365 and encodes 454 amino acids. Lineage: Eukaryota; Fungi; Basidiomycota; Agaricomycetes; Agaricales; Pleurotaceae. The transcript has 9 exons. Gene Ontology annotation, molecular function: O-methyltransferase activity. The record is from RefSeq and is a predicted model, not a curated record.